Molecule: messenger RNA, 2988 nt
Organism: Olea europaea var. sylvestris
Lineage: Eukaryota; Viridiplantae; Streptophyta; Magnoliopsida; Lamiales; Oleaceae
Product: putative late blight resistance protein homolog R1B-17
Exons: 7
Coding region: 1-2988 (995 amino acids)
Biological process (GO): defense response to other organism
Molecular function (GO): ADP binding
Source: RefSeq, a predicted model, not a curated record
AUGAAUUUUGUUCAGGAAAGUUUUCAUGAAAGAAAAAUCAAACACCAAACUUUUUGUGAAAACUUCGUGAUAGUAGCAGAUGAAAUUGAUUCCAUUAAGACAAAGGCGGCUAAGCUCAAGGAAUUUUGGGGCACAACAGAUCUGCACCAAAGCCAGAGGACUUCUUUUCCUACUGGACAAUCAAGACUUCCUUCAAUCGGCAAGAAUGAUAUGGUCGGGUUUCAUAAUGAUUUGAAUCAAAUAAUCGAUCGACUCACUGGAAAUCAAGGUGCACUCCAACUCAUCCCCGUUACUGGCAUGGGAGGUAUUGGCAAGACCACACUUGGUAAAAAUGUUUACAAUGAUCCUCGUAUUAAAGACCAUUUUCACACUCGUGCCUGGGUAUCAAUUUCUCAAGAAUAUCGUGAGCGAGAAGUCUUGCUGAACCUUCUGGAUUCCAUGGAACAGCUCAGUGCUGAAAUGUGUCAAGAGAACAGUACUGCAAAAUUAAAAGAUUAUCUACAUAAAAGUUUAAUAGGUAUGACGUAUCUUGUUGUGUUGGAUGAUAUUUGGACUACCGAGGCUCGGGGUUCUUUGAGAAGGAUAUUUCCAGACGAACGGAAUGGAAGCAGGAUCAUGUUGACAACACGGCUGUUGUGUGUGGUUGACUCCCGUCAUUCUCCCCAUCGUAUGCAAUUUCUAAAUGAGACUGACAGUUGGAAUCUACUUUGUCAGAAGGUGUUUGGUGAAGAUUUUUGCCCUCUUGAACUGGAGGAAGUUGGAAAGGAGAUUUCAAAUAAUUGCAAAGGACUUCCACUUUCCCUUGUCGUGAUUGGCAACCACCUUUCCAAAGUCAACCGGACAAAAGAUCACUGGGAGUACGUUGCAGAAAAUGUCAAGUCAGUUGUAAAUGCAGCGGAUGAAAAUUGCUCUGAAAUACUUUCCUUAAGUUACGAUUACUUGCCUCAUUAUUUCAAAGCACGUUUUCUCUAUAUGGGAGUUCUUCCAGAGGAUGAUGAAAUUCGUGUCUCCAAACUCAUCAAGUUAUGGGCUGCAGAGGGAUUUCUAAAACCAGUCAGAGGUAAAACCUUGGAAGAAGUGGCAGAGGAAUUUUUGGGAGAUCUAAUUUCCAGAAAUCUUAUUUUGAUUAGUAAGAAGAGUUCUAGUGGAAAGAUAAAAACAUGUAGCAUCCAUGAUAUGUUAAGGGACCUAUGCGUAAGAAAAGCCCAGGAGGAUAAGUUUUUUCAUGUCACCGUCACAAAUAAAGAUUUCAAAAUCUAUGCUGAAGGCAUAAAAUAUUCACGUCGCCUAUGUAUUCAUCCAGAUAUUUUUCAAAAGGAAUUGUCAAACAGUGACAAUUCAAAUGUCAAUACAUCCGUGGGAUCCUUGCCACCAAUCCGUUCUACUUUGUGUUCCCAUUUGGCUGGCGAGAUUUAUGAAUCAGGCAACAGAAAUCUUUUUCCACUGCUCAGGGUGUUGGAUCUUGGUAAAGGAAAAGUAGAUGGUUUCCCGAUCAAAAACAAAAUUAGUUCACGCAAGGUACCUUUCUUUCUCCGGACCUUAAUAGUAGAUUGUGAAGAUGUACAUCUACCAGAGGAAAUAUGGAGGAUGCCACAAUUAAGGCAUCUCCUGUUUGGGAUGUGUUAUUUGCCGUGCCCUGCUAGAUCACCAAUAGAUGGAGAUAAUUUAAUUCUAGAAAACCUUUUAACAUUGUCGAAAGUGAGUAGUGUCAGCUGUACCAAGGAGGUCUUUGAAAGAGUUCCAAAUCUUAAAAAGUUGGGAAUUUUUAGUGAACAAUGGAUUACAUCACCCCUUUCUCUAGGUACUCUGGUUAAUCUUCCUCAACUUGAGAACUUGAGAAUCAGAAAUGUAUUUAGUACCCUGAUGAAUUUCACUUUCCCACCAAAUAUCAAAAAGUUAACGUUAGAUGGUUGCAGAAUUCCUUGGAAACAUAUGACUAUUGUUGGUUCAAUGCCCAACCUGGAAGUGCUCAAACUGCGAUAUCAUGCCUUUUAUGGGCCAGAAUGGGAGCCAGGAGAAGGAGAAUUUUGCAAACUAAAGUUUCUUCUACUUCAUUCCAUGCGUCUAAAGCAAUGGAGAGCUGAUAAGACUCACUUCCCAAGCCUUGUGCGCCUAAUUCUUAGAGCAUGUCUAGAACUAGAGGAAAUCCGUUGUAGUAUUGGAGAUAUAUCAACGCUUCAAAUCAUUGACUUGGACGACGCUAGCCCUUCGGCUGUGACUUCGGCAAAGAAAAUACAAGAAGAACAAAGGAACUUGGGAAAUGAUAGCCUUCAAGUUCGUUUCAGUAACUUUUUCCACUUCAUGUUUCUAAAGAGAAAGGAAGCAGAGGCUGAAAUAUGUGGGUCAACUGACGAUACACUGCUACUCAAGGCCACAAAACAGUUUCACACAAAUCUUUAUCGUGACCCAGUUGAGGAAGUAGCAUCUGCAGUCGUUCCUCGACUCUUUGAGUUUCUUAAAAGAGAUGAUUACCCGCAGCUUCAGUGUGAGGCAGCAUUGGCUAUAACAGGUAUUUCAAAUUCUUCAUCUGAUAUGAUCAACACGCUGAUUGAUCAUGGCUCAGUUCCCAUUAUGGUGAGCCUUCUUAGUUCUCCCAAGGACGUUCUUCGUGGACAGGCCAGCGAUGAACACUACUACUCAACACAUAGGAUUAUUCAAUAUGUUGACAAAAUGUCAACAGAGCUCGUAGUUACACAAAGGAGAAAUGCCCACUGGAAAACUCCACUCAUAAUCUCUCAAUCUCUAUCCGCACUUCACGUUUUAGGAAAAUUUGCCGUUGACUCAACAAAAUCUCGUGAUAUUGUCCUUAGUUAUGGAGUGUUAAUGCCCUUACUGGCACAAUUUAAUGACGAAACAAAACUUUACAUCACGAGAAAGGCGAUGUGGACAUUUUCAUUGCUUUGUGCUGGAAAGCCAAAGCCUCAGUUUGAGCAGGUUUAUCUUCUAAUUGCUUUUCUGUUCAGUUUUGAUGCAUAUCAAUACUGCUGA